This is a messenger RNA of Soboliphyme baturini, 297 nucleotides long. Lineage: Eukaryota; Metazoa; Nematoda; Enoplea; Dioctophymatida; Soboliphymatidae. The record is from the annotation of a GenBank genome assembly.
AUGCACGACAGGUUGUUCGCGGCGCGGUCCCGGUCUGACUCUGAUUUGGGUCUGGCUGUCGUCUACUCCGUCUUGCAGGUUUUUCUCACGCCGCGGCUGAAGAAGCAGCUUUGCCUUAGGUUCCAAAAUCUCAGGUGCUCUAAUUUUGUACUAAAGGCGAUUCGCAAACGCAGUACGGUGCGACUGCGGUUUAUUUUGAACACAGUCGUGAGUUUCAAGCUUCAAGUCUCAUACCGGCCACCACCGAAUCUGUCCGACUCGUUCGACAGACACGCUUUAAGGAACGGAGGUUCAUAA